AUGGUACACAAAUGCUUUUGGUUUCUUAAUCGCUAUGACAAAGAUCCAAGACAAUUUAAAAAUGAAGAGCGUGUUUAUUUGAGUAAUUUUGGUAUAAAUGUCGUUAGUGAAGUAUUAAAAGAAGAGUUAUCGUCGCUGAUAGAGCAAAAAGGUGCAUUCAUCUUUUCUAUCUCUCACGAAUUAAGAACUCCUCUUCAUAGUAUUUUAGCUAAUUGUGAAUUAAUGGAAGAAAGCAAGUUAAGUGAAGCUCAAGCUGAAUUGGUUAAAACAAUACAAGAUUUUGCGAAAUUAGAAAAUGAAAAAAACAAGAUUACGUUGAAGAUCCAAUCAACCAAAAGAAAUUAG
This is a messenger RNA of Rhizophagus irregularis DAOM 181602=DAOM 197198, 345 nucleotides long. RefSeq lists its product as uncharacterized. Gene Ontology annotation, molecular function: phosphorelay sensor kinase activity. Lineage: Eukaryota; Fungi; Glomeromycota; Glomeromycetes; Glomerales; Glomeraceae. Gene Ontology annotation, biological process: signal transduction. The record is from RefSeq and is a predicted model, not a curated record.